AUGUAUUUUAUGUUGAGCUCUCUUAAGUGGUUGCUCUCGAUCUUUUUGCAGGAGUAGAAAGAUUAUUGCUGGAAAGUUAAUUUAAUUUAAUAGGAGAAAAGUUUUAAAGCAUUUCUUGUUGCUUUACAAGGCUUUAGCGUUUAAAAGGCUAAUUGUAUUUCGAACUCAUAAAAUCUUCAUUUUCAUAAAAAACAUUAAAAGCGAUGUUAUUUUUUUAUUUAUUUAGUAAAUAUGCUUGAGAAUUUUGCAUUUCUUCUGUACUUUGAUUAAGAAAAAACUUAGACUUAUUUUGUGAUGAGUAUGACAAUUAUUUUAAUCUAUUUGAUUCUAAUUUUUAUUAGAAACUCAAAGAUUUGA
Tetrahymena thermophila SB210 is the source of this 357-nucleotide messenger RNA. Its product is annotated as transmembrane protein, putative. Lineage: Eukaryota; Ciliophora; Oligohymenophorea; Hymenostomatida; Tetrahymenidae. The transcript has a single exon. The record is from RefSeq and is a predicted model, not a curated record.